ACAGUAGAAAAAGAAGAGGCUAGCAACAGCCCAUCGUCUCUCACUAACUUGAAUGUGGCUUUUUAUCUCCUCUUUGUUUUAUUUUGCCUGAACUGAGCGUCAGAUUAAAUCCAUACUCCGUAAAGCACUCAGACACUGAGCUGUGAUAGCGGAUACUUUCUCCAGAACAAUUUCGUACCGCAGUUUGGUCGCAGCCCGGCGGUGCUGUCAUCUCUACACUGAGUGAGGAACGAUGACUGAUGAUAACAAUAUUAGUCACAACCUGUCCGGGUUUCCCCCGAGUUUGCACAACGAGGACGAGGCUGUGGCGAUAGAAAAUGCCAUCAGGGCGGCUGUCACCACCGUGAUGAACGUGAUCUGCAGCGCCUGUAACCGCAGGGUGGCGGAGUACCAGAGGAUGGUGGCCGACAGGGACUCAGAGAUCAGGAGGCUGCAGGGCAAGUUGGAGCAAAGUGAGAGUGAGGUGAAGAUGUUGCGUCUGGAGGUGGGGAGGAGGCCUGAGGAUGGACGCUCCUGUCCGGUCACACCUAAUGCAGGGGCACUACACCCUGGUGAGGCUGCCAGAGGCUCUAAUACCCAAAGUGUAGGUGUGUCAACACCCACACAAAUUUCCCCCAAGUGCCAUGACACAACGGAGGCUUUUCCCCACCAACAUGCCCAGCCUGAGAAACCUUCAUGGGAGGGUGGAGGAGCAGCUGGAUGCAUCACGUCCCUGGUUAAAGAGGAACCCUCCGAUUUGGAGACGGUCAUCAAAUGGGAAGUGUGCGAGGGGAGUUUGCUGGAGGGUCAACGUGGAGCUGAGUGUGUGCACAAGGAAAAACCUGCAAAGAGAGACAUGCAGACUGAGUGUGAGGCAAAAACUGCUAAUCCACAGAUGAACAAAUUGAUGGCGACAGAGCAUGAGGAGGAACACGCUGCCCAUCUGAAGAGGAGAGGGGGGGAAAGAAACGGAUACCACCUGCCUGAGAGUGAGGAAGAGGAGGUUGUUGUGAAGAAACCUUGUGUGACCCACCCCUCUGCACCGAAAAUAACUGCUCCAAAACACAGUCUGGCAGAUGUCAGCUCCCCACAGACACACAGGCAGAGCUUAAAUGGCUCCCUAACUUCAAACUUCAGUGCUCAAGACCCUCUGACGUGUCAGCAGCAGACUUACAUCCCUGUGUCGGCUCCACAACCAACAUGUGAUCCAAUACUUCUAGAGGUCCUCGUUUCACUGGAGACCAUCAAACAACAGAACACCACCGUUCUUCAAAUACUGCAGUCGGGACACUCGUCUGCAGCGCCGCUCUGUGAACCUCCAGAUGUCGGGACACUUCCCCUUCCACUGCAGUCAGUACAGGACUUAAGAAGUUUGGAGCAGAGGCUUUCCACUGAGCCAGAGCUGAAGAAUAAAAUGACCUCCUACCUCAGUCUGGCUGGGGGGAUGACGACUAAAGAGAGUGUGUGGAGGAUAAUGGCCAAGCUUUUUACCAACACGUUGGCCAUAAACAUAAACUGGAGGGGAAGAAAUAACAAACAGAAAAUGGAGAACCUUACCAUCAAAAGAGUUAUCCUCAAUGCAGUCAGGCAGAAUUCGUUCUGCAAGGAUGCCGUUGAUGAGGAGAUAGAGAGCUACAUGAAGCGCUGGCUGCAGCUGGCAGCAGACCGAGACGGAGGACGGAAAAGAAGGCAAGAAAAGGGCAAGGAGGCAAACAGCAUGCAAGAUUACUGUGUGGACGAGAUGUUCACUCAUGAGAUGGAGUAGUGUAACCUACGUCUGCAACAGUGGCAUGCAAAAGUUUGGGCACCCCUGAUCAAAAUUUCAAUUGAGUAGUUAAGUAAGUAGAAGAUAAACUGAACUCCAAAAGGCAUGAAGUUAAAGAUGACACAUUUCCUCAAUAUUUUAAGCAAGAUGAACUUUUAAUUUCAAUCUUUUAAAUUUUCAAAAUAACUAAAAAGGAAAAGGGCCUGAGGCAAAGGUUUGGGCAUCCUGCAUGGUCAGGACUUGGUAGCGCCUAGGCUUCAAAAUGCUUCUUGUAUCCAGCUAAGAGUCUUUCAGUUCUUGUUUGGAGGAUUUUCACCCAUUCUUCCUGCAAAAGACCUCUAGCUCUGUGAAAUUUAUGGGUCGUCUUACAUGCACUGCUCUUUGAGGUCUCUCCGCAGAUUUUUAAUGAUGUUUAGGUUGGGGGACUGUGAGGACCUCAGCAAAACCUUCAGCUUGCUCCUCUUGAGGUAGUCCAUUGUGGAUUUGGAGGUGUGUUUAGGAUCAUUGUCCUGUUGUAGAAGCCAUCCUGGAAUUUAACUGAAUCCAUUCUUCCCUCUACCUGUGAAAUGUACAGCGUGCCAUUGGAUUCAACACAAGCCCAAAGCAUGAUCGAUCCACCUCCAGUGUUUAACAGUUGGACAGGUGUUCUUCUUUGCUCUUUGCAUCCUUAAAGUUCUGUUUUAACUUCAUCAGUCCACAGGACUUGUUUCCAAAAAACAUCAGCCUUGGUAAGAUGUUCCUUUGCAAACUUCUUACGCUGAAUUUUGGGGUGAGAAUGCAGGAAAGGUUUUCUUCUGAUGACUCUUCCCUUAAGGUCAUAUUUGUAGAGGUGUUGCUGUACAGUUGAACAGUGCACCACCACUCCAGAGUCUGAUGAAUCUUCCUGCAGGUCUUUUGCAGUCAAACCAAAGUUUUUAAUUGCCUUUCUAACAAUCCUACGAGCAGCUAUCUUGGAAAGUGUUCUUGUUCUUCCAGACCCCAACUUGACCUCCACAGUUCCUGUUACUUGCCAUUUCUUAAUGACAUGACAAACUGAGGAAGCAGCUUCCUGAAAACACUUUGCUAUCUUCUUGUAGUCUUCUCCUGUUUUGUGGGCAUCAGUUCUUUUAGUUUUCAGAGUGCUAGGCAGCUGUUUAGAUGAACCCAUGGCUGCUGAUUGUUGGGACAAGGUUUCAGGAGUCAGAGUAUUUAUAAAGCUUUGAAAUUUGCACCAUGACUGUGAACAAGCCACAGCCCUAACAAGCUAAUUAUGUUCUGAGACCCUGUAAAAGUUGUCUGAGAGCUCAAAUGUCUUGGGAUGCCCAAACCUUUUGCGUGGUGCUCCUUUACUUUUUUCACUCUAAAAUUGAAGACAAAACUAAUACACUGAUCUUGCUUAAAAUGUUGAAAAGCAUGUUUAAUCUUUAACCUCAUGCCUCUUGGACAUCAGUUCAUCUUCUACUGACUUAACUACUCACAGUAAACGAAAUUUUGACCAGGGGUGCCCAAACUUUUGCAUGCCACUGUACAUCAUACAAAUAACAACACUUAUUUUGACCCUUGCUCAUGAACACACAGUGCCUGGUUGCAAAAAAAAUCAUUUGUCCACAUGACUGAUUUCACUUCUAUCAUCUCAUGUUUAACUGUCAUAGGAUCUAAAGUUAUCAUAGUAACAGAGUACACUAAUAAACAGUUUAACAUGUCUGUUGCCACAUGUAAAUGCAUGCAUACACACACAAAACUACACACACUCUUCCCUUUAUCUGUUUAGUGUCUUGUAGGUAAGGUAGUAUCUGAUAGACACAAACAAAAAAGUAAAGCUCUUUUUUAAAAUCAAAUCAAAUAGAAGAGUUAUACCUUUACUAUUAUUGUUGUCAUUGCUCUCUAGGGUUCAAUAUUAUUAUAAUUGCACUUAUGCUUUAAUUUUAAAUCUUAUGUUGAUAUCAGUUUAUAAUGUUGUUGUUGAUCAUAUUUAUUUCGACUCCAGAGAAUAUGUUUGUUGUAGUCAUUAUUAGCAGGCCUUAUAGCAUUAGCAUUUAGCAACUUUUCAUAUUAGGAAUAUCAUUUCAAAAUAAUGUUAAGAUGUCUGUUUAGAUAAAAUGUACAUAGCUGUGUGUUUCUUACAGGAAAUGUAUUGCAGAAAACCAGUUUUAGCUACUGUUAAAUUUGUGAUACCAAUAAAAUCACAUCUUUUUUGUUAA
This is a messenger RNA of Epinephelus moara (kelp grouper), 3924 nucleotides long. RefSeq lists its product as uncharacterized. NCBI's taxonomy places the organism in Eukaryota, Metazoa, Chordata, Actinopteri, Perciformes, Serranidae. The transcript is spliced from 7 exons. The record is from RefSeq and is a predicted model, not a curated record. Bases 233 to 1744 code for a protein of 503 amino acids.